Messenger RNA from Aphidius gifuensis, 1374 nucleotides. RefSeq lists its product as uncharacterized. The record is from RefSeq and is a predicted model, not a curated record. The transcript is spliced from 5 exons. NCBI's taxonomy places the organism in Eukaryota, Metazoa, Arthropoda, Insecta, Hymenoptera, Braconidae. Bases 239 to 670 code for a protein of 143 amino acids.
CAACGACGUCAAUCAAGAUGACAAUUAAAACGUGUUGUUUUUGCUUCAGUAUUCGAGGUGGUGUAAUAUUUAUUGCAAUACUUUCAAUUAAAAUUAUUUAUUUAUUAGUUAUUUAGUAAUAUGAUAUUGAAUUGGAAUUGAAUACAAUAGAUCAAUAAUUGCCAUUCCAUGUCCAAAAAGUGAAACAAUAAAAUUCCAAAUAUUUAUUCCUGCAGUAUUUACUGAUGACGUCAGAAAAAUGUUUAUAUUUUUUUAUUUUAUAAGUUCUGGUCUAUUAUUAUUAAGCACACUACAGAAUGGAAGAAGUGGUUUUUUACCUUGGAUUUUUUUAUCAACAAUUGGCAUGAUUUUUCACAUUGAAUCAAUAAUAAGUGGAUUUUUAAAAAUGCUUGCAUAUUGUGAUUCAUCAUAUGGAUCACGUAUUUUCAUUCAGCUCAUCAUGAUCUAUGGCUUUGAAAUUUAUGCAAUUAUAAUUGUCUAUCAUUAUUAUAAACAAUUGGGUAAAGAAAUUGUUAAUCAAACAAAUGGACGUGUAUUUAGCUGUGAAGAUAAUGCCCAAAAUUAUGUUAAUAAUAUUCCUGAUGUUGUUACGUGUCCAAUGCCAAAUGAUUUACCACCUUCAUAUGAUCAAGUUGUUGGAAAUACACCACAACGUUAUCCAGUUUAUUAAAUUUUCCUUUUUUUAUUUGAAUUUAUUGUUAUAAUUUAAUAUUAACAUGCUCCAAAAAUUGUAAGUGAUGUAACUUUUUUUUUAUUAUUGAAUUACUUUUAAUUUUUUUUAUUUAUUUAUUCAGUAAUUUCUAAGUCGAUGUAAAUCAAUGAAUUUAACGACUGAUAAAUUUUAUAAUUUAAAAUUAUUAUUACUAUGAAUUAAUGAAAAAAAAUAUUGAAUAAUGAAAUAUAUUUUUUUACAAAUUUUCAUGAACUAAAAUAAUUUCACUGUAAAUCCAAAAGUGAAAUUUUUGUUUUUAAAAAUUGUGAUUAAAUUCAAUUUAUAUAAAAAUUAUAGUUAAUUAAAUUUUAAAAGAAAUUAAAAACAGCACAAUUUAAAUAUUACGUGUGAUAUAUGUAUAUUUUUUUUUCAUCUGUUAAAUAGUUAUAAAUAUUUAGUUUUAUUUAUAAAUUGUCUCAAGCUUAUCACCAUUUUUUUUUUUGGUAGAAUUCAUUUGAUUUUAUUUCAACUCACAAAUAUUUUUCAAUCAAUAAAUACUAAGAUGAAAUCUGUCAUCAUCCCUCUUGAUACAAAAUAAAAAUAAAGAAUUUUAUUUGAAAUAUUUAUAAGAAAAUUUGUCAUUAAUUUAAUUAUUAAUUUAUAAAUAAAAUAAUAUUCAUAAUAGUUAAAUAAAAAUUAUACAAUUUAUUUAUAAUAAAAAU